AACUGUAAAGUCACUAUCUCGCUCGCUGAUGAAGCCGCCACCCCCUAUUUUUCCACAACUCACAACUUUUCUCAUGUAUCUAGAUCUACCCAAAUUAACCUAAUAUAUACAUUUCAUAUGUAACUUUUUAUUACCUUAUUUUAAUUUAAUUACAUCAUAUUUGUACGUAUUAUUAAUUAGUACGUUUUUAUUGACUGAAAUCUGCCUAUAUAUAUCCCUUGGAAAUUUUCUGUUCGUUUUUACACGAGUACAUCUUCAUGUUCACAGCCGUUGAAAGUUGCCCUAGCUAGUUUCAAUUAUUAUUAUUAUUCCAUUUCUGCAUAUACUGAGAUAAUUAAUUUAGGAUUAUUUGUAUUGAUAUAUGGAGAAUAAUCAUCCAAUAUUGCUUUCUCUGGAUUCAUCUACUAAUUAUCGAAACACGAUGGUGAGUAGUACUAAUUCAUACUACAACAACGGAUACUUGGAUGGAUUUACGAGCUUUAAGAGGGAUACCCCUUAUACUGCAGCUAUGGAAAAUGAUGAUGAUCAGAAGAAAUCAUCACCAUCAGUACUUGGGAUUAAUACCGAUCAGAAGAAAAAGGGUACCGGUGGUGAAAAGAAAAUUAGGAACCCCAGAUUUGCUUUCAAAACAAGAAGCCAAGUCGAUAUACUUGACGAUGGUUAUCGAUGGAGAAAGUACGGUCAAAAGGCAGUCAAGAACAACACAUUCCCUAGAAGUUACUAUCGAUGUACUCAUCAGGGAUGCAAUGUGAAGAAGCAAGUGCAGCGGCUAUCUAGAGACGAUGCCAUUGUGGUCACAACCUACGAAGGAAAGCACACACAUCCUGUGCAAAAAACCACCGACAACUUCGAACAAAUUCUCAAUCAGAUGCAGAUUUAUCUUCCAACAAAUUAAACUGAUGAUAAUACAAUGUAUUUUAUUUUAUUAUUUCAUAUAUAGUCUGGAUUAGAUUUGUAUGUGGCGUGUAAUAACUGAAUGAAUUUCAGUUGUACAGAUGCAAGCGCAGCUUAGGAACUCCAUUAAUUAAUUUUCGCUAUACUUGAUAAAAUGUACCAAAAGAAAUUAUGUCGUGUUAACUUCUGUUUUCGAACAUUCAACCGUGGCUGUAAAACCUGAAAAUACUUCAGUUAGGUUUUGUGCUGUCAAGUCACUUCUUUGUUGGAUGCUAAGGAUUAGAUAAUGAUGGGCCCUGUUCACAGAA
Molecule: messenger RNA, 1202 nt
Organism: Erythranthe guttata (spotted monkey flower)
Lineage: Eukaryota; Viridiplantae; Streptophyta; Magnoliopsida; Lamiales; Phrymaceae
Product: putative WRKY transcription factor 43
Biological process (GO): regulation of DNA-templated transcription
Molecular function (GO): DNA-binding transcription factor activity; sequence-specific DNA binding
Source: RefSeq, a predicted model, not a curated record